UGGCUGGCUUUAAGCGUUUAGCUAAUAGCCAUGGCGUUUGUUGUCAAGACAGUUUUCCUGUCAGCGCUAGUGUACAGUGCAGCAGCUGGUAUAUUGACUGGUCAACACGAUCAUGAUUCCUAUGUAGAUUCGGCACUUAGUGCGCCCUCUGCAUCUUAUGGUGCACCCUCGAAUUCUUAUGGGCCACCUAAUUUAUCAGGGUCAGGAAAUUCAGGCUUCAGUGCGCACACAUCAAACAAUGGCGGAGUUUUGCAUGAACAACAUGUGAGUGGUCACAAUGUGGACAGUACUUCUUCAUUCGGCAGCAGUGGACCUACUUUAUCCAGUGGAUCAUCUUCAUUUAACAGCGCUGAUUUUACCAACAGUGGCUCAUUUUCAAGCGGUAAUGCAGGUGGAAGCAGUUCCGCUUUAAGCGGCGAUAUUGGAAGCACUGGCUCCUUUGGUGGAGAUUUAGGCGGCUCUGCUUUUAAUGGAGCAUCAGGCUUGGAUAAUACUGGAGCAAGUUACAAUGAUGCAGGAUUGAGUGGUCCUUCUUUUUCUGGUUCGGCUACUGAUGGAGGAUCUCCCGGUCUUAACAAUGCGCUCCUCCCUGAAGCCAAUUUUGGAGAUUCAGGCCUAUCAGGCGGAGAUCUUGUCGGCGUUGGAGGUGGACUAAAUGGUGGUAGACUUACUGUAUCUGGAGCACCGAGAGUUAUUGGAACUUCGGUUUCAGUUGGCCGCCCUAUAGCUCAGGCUUCAAGAUAUGAAUUGCAAUCUGUGGUGCAAAAUAUCAUCCGUCGCAUUCCAGUUGAAGUAACACGCCAUAUACAAGUUUCUGUACCCCAACCCGUCCCAGUUCCAGUGCGUAAAGAAGUUAAAGUCCCCGUUCCACAACCCUACCCCGUUCAUGUAGAUGUCGUCAAACAUGUACCUUAUCCCGUAUACAAAACAAAACAUGUUGAGGUAGAUCGGCCAGUACCCGUUGAAGUUGUUAAACAUGUACCAUUCGAAGUUAUUAAAAAGGUUCACGUACCUGUCGAGAGACCUGUGGAAGUAAUAAAGAAAGUCCAUGUACCAGUUGAGAAACAUGUCGAGGUCCCAGUAGCAGUUUGGAAACCUUAUCCAAUCCACAUCAUCAAACACGUCACCCAUUACAAAAAGAAGAGCUGUUGCUGGUGA
Messenger RNA from Vanessa atalanta (red admiral), 1158 nucleotides. RefSeq lists its product as uncharacterized. NCBI's taxonomy places the organism in Eukaryota, Metazoa, Arthropoda, Insecta, Lepidoptera, Nymphalidae. The transcript has 2 exons. The coding region runs from base 31 to 1158 and encodes 375 amino acids. The record is from RefSeq and is a predicted model, not a curated record.